Pundamilia nyererei is the source of this 1353-nucleotide messenger RNA. RefSeq names its product smx5 (gene lsm2). Gene Ontology annotation, cellular component: Lsm1-7-Pat1 complex; U4/U6 x U5 tri-snRNP complex; catalytic step 2 spliceosome. Gene Ontology annotation, molecular function: RNA binding. NCBI's taxonomy places the organism in Eukaryota, Metazoa, Chordata, Actinopteri, Cichliformes, Cichlidae. Gene Ontology annotation, biological process: mRNA splicing, via spliceosome. The transcript is spliced from 5 exons. The record is from RefSeq and is a predicted model, not a curated record. Bases 75 to 362 code for a protein of 95 amino acids.
UGUUUCUCAGGAAUAUUAAGGGUUUGCUACGUCAUCGACAGGCGACGCGCCGCUAGGAGAGGGCAGCAGUAAGAAUGCUUUUUUACUCGUUUUUCAAGUCGCUGGUGGGGAAGGACGUCGUGGUGGAGCUCAAAAAUGACCUGAGCAUCUGUGGAACGCUUCAUUCUGUUGACCAGUACCUGAACAUCAAGCUCACAGACAUCAGCGUCACAGAUCCGGAGAAAUAUCCACACAUGCUGUCUGUGAAAAACUGCUUCAUCCGUGGAUCGGUGGUCCGUUACGUUCAGCUGCCGGCAGACGAAGUGGACACUCAGCUGCUGCAGGACGCUGCACGGAAAGAAGCCAUGCAGCAGAAGCAGUGACGGGGCUGCGGGACGGGGGGUGGGGGGUAAGGGGAACAAUGAAUGGGUAGUUCUGGUUUUAGGUUAAGUUUGUGCAGCCUCUCUUUGUCUCUGAAAAUGUGUCUUUGACACUGGGGAUCAAUCAUUUGCAGUUUUUGCUUUCUUGUUAUUUUUUUUUAACCUCACAGACGGUUUAGAUGUCGUCGUUUGAUCCCUUUUUUUGGUUUUAUAUAGAAAUAAACUAAUCAGAGAGUCCGGAGAGGAAACCUGCUGUGGUGUUCAUGUUGAUGAUAACAGGCACGCUUUGCUUAUCAAGUUGUGGCUUUUUUAUGCCUCUUGGAAAUAAACAUUAUUUUAUUUAUAUUUUCAUGACAUUUGUGAUUUAUUUUUUUUAGGAUGAUCUUGGUGACAUGUUGGAGGAUUUGAGUUUUUGCUGCUGAAGAACUGUUUUUCUAUUCCAGUAUUUUUGAGUACUGGAGUGUCCACGUCAGAUUUUCAGGGCUGACGAUCACAUUUAAGCUGUGCUUUAAAAACCGCAGCCAAAAAUUUUUUGACCUACUCAAAGCGGCACAAUUUAAAGCCAAAAUUUUUUUGAAGUUUUUUUUCCAGCGAAUAAUCAAAGUGGUCAAACAUCCAGGGUACCGGUGCUUGUUUCUGUUACUCCAUGUCGCAGACAUUAAACUACUGCAGGCUGUGAUCUGUCCUUCCAGCUACCGAGCUGACUGAAAUGAGCCUGUUACAUUUUACAGAAGAAUACUUUAAUGGCUUUCAUGCUGUGAGAUGUUCAAAUGUCAUUAAUGGUCAUUUAAAAAAAAAAAACAAAAAAAAACAAUUAUGCAAAAAGGAGUUGGCCUGUCUGAUCUCCUUCAUGCUGUUGCUGUUUUCUUCAGCAUUUUGGGCAUCAAGCUUCCUGCAGCAGUACGUCUGUUUCUGUCCGUCUGCUGUUUUUCAUAGGAGUAUCAAACUAGUGAUUACAACUGGGAAAUUACAAUCAAAUUAAAGCAUAUUCCCA